Messenger RNA from Solenopsis invicta (red fire ant), 3904 nucleotides. RefSeq lists its product as uncharacterized. The coding region runs from base 288 to 3170 and encodes 960 amino acids. The transcript has 11 exons. Gene Ontology annotation, cellular component: nucleus. Gene Ontology annotation, molecular function: protein binding. Gene Ontology annotation, biological process: cell population proliferation; DNA damage response; positive regulation of protein phosphorylation. The record is from RefSeq and is a predicted model, not a curated record. NCBI's taxonomy places the organism in Eukaryota, Metazoa, Arthropoda, Insecta, Hymenoptera, Formicidae.
GUUAUCGACGAUAUCUCGUCGAUUAGCGCGGAAAUGAACCUAUUUAUGGAUUCGUGUCUCAUUGAUGCACGUGCUGAAGAUCAGAUGAUUUCACAAUGUAUCGAAAAAAAGUAUCCUCUUGAUCGUUACACCUUUUAAAAUGCUGAGGACGCUUGCUACUCGAUCAGAAAAGAAAAUGUAAAUAAAAUCUCCGUCGCGUUUUCGUUGCUGCGACAUCGUCAGUUUCUCAUUCGCACGCAAUCGAAGAGGGAUCCAGUUGGUCGUGAAAAUCGGAACGUUGCGCCACAAUGAAUUCCUGUAGAAAGCAGAACGAGGAGGCACUGGCGAAGGUCUUGGACUUGUUCCUACUGCCAGACUACAACGUUGUCUCGACAACCUACCUGGAUCACUUGCUCACCCACAUUACGGAGAACACGAAGGAGUGUUCCACAGUCGACUAUGAAUACUGCGAGGUCUUUCAAAAGUGGAUACCAAAGGCUCUAGCGAUAUGGGAGUCUGGGCAGAAGGCCUCACAGCCUGUGAUCACGUUUACGCUAAAGCUAGUGGGGAUCAUCUCGCGACAUGAAUUACGCUUUCACUACUGGCAGUGUCAGAAUGUGUAUGAUCGACUCUACAAAAUUCUGCAGUUGCACAGAGAAGACUUGCCUGCUUCUAUAAAAAUGGCGUACACCACGUUGCUGUCGGACUUAAUUGCCCAUCGAAGCGGCAGGCAGUGGGUAAUACAGUCCGGUGUGUGGAAGGAUGUUGUAAAGUAUGCACACUGGAAUCAAACAAUGUAUGUUACCAGAGAGAGCCAAAAAUUCUUAUGGACCCUGUUGCUGCACGAGCAAAAGAAUAUUGACACAUGCAAGGAGAUUAUUCUGGCGGUAGCCGCACCCCUAAUGAGUAACAUUCUAGACGUGCAAAUGCAUCAGGCUCUCGAGGAGACGUAUCUAGAACAGAACAAGCUGCUGUGCUCUACAUUGGACCUGCUAACCAGCAUCCUGGAGAACACUCUGUUUGCGAGUUUGGACAACACUAUUCCCGAGUUGAUCGAGAAACUUGUGGAUCUUGAGAUGCGAGUGAAGGCGUUGUUCGAGGCUAGUAUCAGCACUAGAUUCCUUCAACAUGUGCACAAAUUGUUGCUACUGUCGCUGUUCUUGAAGCUGAAACAGGGAAUUAAAGAGCACACGACAGUGAUCAACGUUGAUGCCUGGCACAAGUUCUGCUACGGUUUAUCCUACAUUUCUAUGAUGUUGUUGUCGAAGAAGGAUAUUGUAGAGCUAGUGAAAAACAACAAAUUCUCUAUGACAUACUGGAAAAGAUUGCUCGCAGUGCACGAAUUUGUUCUGCCGGAGCAACACAAGUUUGAGCAUCAAGCCAUUGCCUUGAUGAUAAUACCGCUCUGCGUAUGUAUAAAGAAGAACCACUUGUCUCACGAUCUCUUUGAUAUGUUCAUUAGUAAAAUUUUCGACGUGACGUGUAUACCUGUACAAAGAUUAGCCUACAACAUCAGGGACAUCAUACGGAAAGGGGAUCUUCCAAUGGAGCACAUUUGUAAAGUUUCUAUUGAUCUGCUCCUUGAAAUAUCCGACAUAAUGGAUCGAGAUGUAGCUGUGAUCACAUUUCAGACUUUCUCUCACGUCUUGAAAAGCUACAUGCCAGACACGUGGGGGUGUGUGCAAACGAGAAAUUGUGUGCCACCAGAUAUAAACAGCACCUCUCCUUCGGAGCAUCAUCGAAAGUUUUUGUACAAAUCGAUAUUGGAUGGCGACCCCAUAGUCGACUAUCCAAUUUUAUUGGCAUCACUGCUCGACGGCUUGGCCGUCAUGACAGAAAAAUUCAAAUUGAAGUGGCAGGAGUGCGUGGAAACGAUAUGUAUGUUGUCCCUCGCACAGGAGAUUCUCAAUCAUUCCGGAAUAUUGCCAACGAUUUGUGUAAAGGCAUUGAAACUGUGCAAACUUGCUAUUCAUAACUUUAUGCCGCCUAAUUUGGCGCUACUCGUGGACUCGGACAGCCAAAUGAAUGAGAUUGGACCCACGCUCUUUAAAAGAUUGCACGAUCCCAACUGGGAAGUGAGAGACAGUGUUCUCGAGGUUCUCAACACUAUCGCAACUAUUUCCGAAGACAAGUAUCCGGCAUUCCAGGAUUUCCUAUUGAUCAAUCAGUUUCCAAAAGUAGUGGUUGAGAUCAUUAAAACAGACGGUGAGAGCUACGUACGAGCGUCAGCGUUAACAUUCAUCGCGACAAUGGUGCGCAUCAAUAAACUAUGGGAGCAGCAAUUGUCUCAAGUAGAUUUAACCGACAUAGCGAUUUAUCUACUGAAGAAUGAAACCGAGGCGAUAGUUAGGAGAGAAGCUGUGAACCUAAUUAAAGAAUUAUACGUUCAUCAAAAGUGGUCAAAAGAGGUCAUUGAUUCGAUGUUGCGAGCGAUGUGCGUAGCAGCUGUAUUCGAUCUGCACUGGGAAGUGAAGACGAACGCGUUAUUCUUCUGGGAACACUUCGUCAAGUCGCACUUGACGGAUCAGGGUAUGCUCGAUGAUUCAUUUCCGAACGUCACGUUCUCCAAAGAACACAGGAAGAUCAUGGCGUUGAAUGAGAACGAGAUUAAGCGGAGGCUCAAUAAGGCACUGGACGAAUUGGCAAGACAGAAUUGCUUGGGUGUGCUUCUGGUUACCCUGAAGGACGACAGUGAUUUUGAAGUGUGCAAAGUGUCCGCCGCGAUAAUCGGCAAGCUGAAAACCUGCCUACUCAAGUACAAACUGAACGAACCGCCGUCGCCGAUGGAAAACAACUCGAUGAUAGACACCGUCUACGUCAAAGAGGCAUCGCCUAUUUCCUCGUCUAUCUGCGACGAGAAAACGCAAAAUUCCUUGCACAUUAUUGAGGAGAUUGUGGAUGCAAACGAUGCCAAUCUGCUCGCUUCUAUCUACAAGAAGAACUCUAUGAACAUGGAUACCGAGAUGACGACCGAGGAGGAGGAGGAGAAAGAGGAGAAGAAGACUCUCCGUUACAUCUCGUCCGUGACGCGCCAGGAUUUCUUGCAUGCGAUCUUCAACUACGACAUCGAUGCCUACAUCGAAGAGAAGAACCGCUGGCUGAAAACAUAUACUAGUAGCUUUGAGUCUAUUCUGGACGACAUAGUGACGAUGUACAAGCAGAAUGACGUCAAUUCGAUGGACUGCUACUGAACUCGUGGCGCUUCACGCAUGUCUUAGCACAUAAAAGGCUGGUCAUUUAAAAUUAGAUGUUGCAAAGGUUAGUUAAAUGGUAAGUCUUCUAAAGAAAAUUUUGUCACAAAAAAAAGAUUUUAUGUACUUAUAUGUACAAAUGUUAUAAAUUUAUUUUUUGUAUUCAAUCUACAUCUACUUUAACUACAUUUAUUUCUAAAAUUCUAAAUAUUGCCGUAAGUCGUUUGUACAAAAUAACACCGGCCAAGUGUGUUAAGAAAACUAUGACAUGUUCUCGUUCUUUAUGGGGAGACAUGUUGAUUGUAUAAUUGUUAAAUAUUGCAUGUACAAAUACAAGUUGAUAGUAUGUAUAUAUAUGUACAUAUUUGAAAACUUGAAUACGUUACUGAAUGAUCAAAAUUGAGCGCGGAGAAUUUACUUUUAAUUUUUAUCUAAAGCAGUCUUUCUCACAGAACAAUUCUCACAAGUUGAACAUUCUGCUUUUAUUUUUCUUACGUAUAUCUUUCUAUUCUUUUAUUUCAACGCUUUUUCUGCUACAUAUAUAUAUAUUUUUUUCUUAUUUCUUUGAAUAGCAAGCAAGAGACCGUAAUGCUUUUGCUCUUAUCUUCUUACUCUAAGUUCUUACUUUUAGUAAAUAGUACUACACAUGCAAUGGCAUAUGCUUCUUAAUAGCAUUGACAUUUGUAUAUCAUUAGCGUAAAUAAUAAAACAGGAAACUAAAAAAAUUUACUACA